Molecule: messenger RNA, 870 nt
Organism: Peniophora sp. CBMAI 1063
Lineage: Eukaryota; Fungi; Basidiomycota; Agaricomycetes; Russulales; Peniophoraceae
Source: the annotation of a GenBank genome assembly
AUGCGCCCCGCCAUUCUCUCGCUGCCUCUAGCCAGUCUAUCUUAUGCUCUCACAAUCCAACCGCGCUCGGACGGUUUCGCUGACCCAGCAUCCUGGCUUACCAACGUACCGGACACGAAUGGCCUUCACGAACCCAUAAACAUCGUCAUCUCCGCCGACUCCGACGACGAUGUCCUGAACACGAAUCUGACCACCGGAGGCUCCGGUACAUACUUUCAGUCGUUCGGCUACUCCUAUGAAUGCCUGGGCCAACAUGAGGGUAACCAUCAGUCCGCCGAUCUCGGAGACGGCCAGGGUGCAGUAAACGAGACGGCUGUCAUACGAUGGGAUUACGGUGACGUAACAGUGGGCACAUGCAAGGAGACUGUCAACGGCGGUGCGCACUUCCGUUACUGGGUGCAGGAUGGCUCUAAAGCGAAGACUGGAGCGCUAUUCAUCGCGUCAUCCUAUGAGCAACCUGCAUCAGAGGGACACGGCAUCGUGGAGGACGGUUACAACCUUGGGCGAGACUGGUUGAUAGGCAAUGCAACUGCCCAGUCCUCCCUCAUACCCACAGCCGAACUAACAAACGGCGCGUCCUACUCGGGUCAGACGACGGCGAGUAACUACACCUACAGCACCACUGUGCAGUACAUCUCAGGGCUGGCCUCGAACACUUCCGACGGCAUCAAUCACGCUGACACUGUGUCUGUGAAUGGUGCUCCCGCGAACGACGGACUUGUCGCCGUCAUGACCGUCAAGAUCCUCAGUAAACCCAACGUGGAUGCAAGCUCUGCUGGUUCGAGACAUCUCCGUUCUGGCUCAGAACUACUACUGUACACCACAUUCUACACCUUACUGGCGACCGCCGCCGUGGCCCUCAUGAUCUAG